GAGGAACAGGAGGAGGAGGAGGUCGUCCUGAAGGACACUGUCUCCAGCAGCUGUGAUGUCAUCCUGGAGAAGCUUCUAGAGGAACAUAAGAUCAGUCUGAGGAAGAGAUGUGAACAUGUGACUGAAGGAAGUGAUGAAACAGGAAGUAGAACCCUCCUCAACAGGAUCUACACUGAUCUCUACAUCACCGAGGGACAGAGCGAAGAGGUUAAUACCCAACAUGAGGUGAAGCAGCUGGAGAGAGCUUCCAAGAUCCAGAACCUCCAUGGUUCUCCAAUCAGGUGCCAGGACAUCUUCAAAGCCUUUCCUGACCAACAUGGAGCCAUCAGAGUGGUUCUGACCAACGGCGUCGCUGGUGUUGGAAAAACCUUCUCAGUGCAGAAGUUCACUCUGGACUGGGCAGAGGGCUUGGAGAACCAAGAUGUCAGGGUGGUGGUUCUGCUUUCCUUCAGGGAGCUGAACCUGAUCAGAGAUCAGCAGCACAGUCUUCUCACGCUGCUCCAUGUUUUCCAUCCAACCCUCCAGAAGCUCCCAGCAGAGAAGCUGGCUGUCUGGAAGCUUCUCUUCAUCUUUGACGGCCUGGAUGAAAGCAGACUUUCUCUGGACUUCAACAACAGUCUGCGUGUUUCUGACGUCACACAGAAGUCAUCAGUCAAAGUUCUGCUGAUGAACCUCAUCAAGGGGAACCUGCUUCCCUCGGCUCUGGUCUGGAUAACUUCCAGACCUGCAGCAGCCAAUCAGAUCCCUCCUUCCUGUGUUUCCAGGGUAACAGAAGUACGAGGCUUCACUGAUGCCCAGAAGGAGGAGUACUUCAGGAGGAGGUUCAGUGAUGAAGAGGAGAAGGCCAGCAGGAUCAUCUCCCACAUCAGGACCUCCAAGAGCCUCCACAUCAUGUGUGGGAUCCCAGUGUUCUGCUGGAUCACUGCUACGGUUCUGGAGAACCUGUUGACCACAGAGCAGAGAGGAGAGCUGCCCAAGACCAUGACUGACAUGUACUCACACUUCCUGCUGGUCCAGACCAGGAAGAAGAAGAACAAGUACCAUGAAGGACAUGAGACGAGUCCACAGGAGCUGAUGGAGGCUGACAGGGAAGUUCUCCUGAAGCUGGGGAGGCUGGCGUUCGAACAUCUGGAGAAAGGAAACAUCAUGUUCUACCAAGAAGACCUGGAGCAGUGUGGUCUGGAUGUCACAGAGGCCUCAGUGUUCUCAGGAGUUUGUACAGAAAUCUUCAAAAGAGAGAACGUGAUCUUCCAGAAACCAGUCUACUGCUUUGUUCAUCUGAGUGUCCAGGAGUUUCUGGCUGCGGUCUACAUGCUCCACUGCUUCACCAGCGGGAACACAGAGGUGGUGGGAAACUUCCUGGGAGUUGAGGAGGAUGAUGAGUAUGGUGAUGAAGAAGACAGUGACUCUGAUAUCUGGGAAGGUCGGUUCACCUCACUGCCUGAUCUUUUGCAGAUGAUCAUAAAAAAGUCCUGGACAAGUCCAAAUGGCCACCUGGACCUGUUUGCUCGCUUCCUUCAUGGCCUCUCUAUGGAGUCCAACCAGAGACUCUUAGGAGGCCUCUUGGGUCAGACAGAAAACAACCCAGGAACCAUCCAGAAGAUCACCAAUAAUCUGAAAGAGAUGGAGGCUAAGUUUGUUUCUCCUGACAGAAGCAUCAACAUCUUCCACUGUCUGAUGGAGAUGAAGGACCUCUCAGUUUAUCAGGAGAUCCAACAGUUCAUGGAAUCAGAGAAUAGAUCAGAGAAGAAGCUCUCAGAGAUCCAGUGCUCCGCUCUGGCCUACAUGCUGCAGAUGUCAGAAGUUCUGGAUGAGUUGGACCUGGAGAAGUACAACACCUCAUGGAUGGGUCGACUGAGGCUGAUUCCAGCUGUGAGGAACUGCAGAAAGGCUCGACUCCAUGAAUGUUGGCUCUCAAAGACGCACUAUGAUGUCAUUGCCACAGCGCUGAAGUCCCGCCCUUCUCACCUGAGGCUUCUGGACCUGACAGGAAGUAAGAUGCAGGAUUCAGAACUGCAGAUACUAAUCCAAGGAAUGGAGAGCCCAUGCUGUGAACUCCAAAGCCUCCUACUGGCUAGCUGUAGACUCUCAGAGGUCAGCUGUGGAGCUUUGGCCUCUGUCUUACAGACCAACCGCUGUCUGACUGAGCUGGACUUGAGUUACAACGACAGCCUACAGGACUCUGGAGUCGCAUUACUGUCUGCUGGACUAGCAGGUUCCUCUAAACUGGAAACUCUCAAAUUGAGAAACUGCGGGUUGACAGAGAUCAGCUGUGCUUCUUUGGAUCCUGCUCUGAAGUCUUCCCUCCUGAAACAUCUGGACCUGAGUCAGAACAGUGUGAAGGAUGCAGGAGUCCUGCAUCUCUGUGUUUCCCUGGAGGAUCCUGGCUGCAGCCUGCAGAGCCUGAGUUUGCAUGACUGCGGCCUGACAGAAAGCUGCUGCUCACCGCUGUCCUCCGCUCUGAAAGGCCCAACCUCCAGCCUCAAACAUCUGGACCUCAGCUACAACGAUCUGCAGGACUCAGGGGUCCGGCAGCUCAGUCCUGGACUCGGGAGUCCAAACUGCAGACUGGAAAAUCUGAGCUUGAGCUGUUGUCAGCUCACCGAUCAAAGCUGUGCGUCUCUGGCCGCUGCUCUGAGCUCCGCUCCUUCCAGUCUGCUACAACUGGACCUGAGUCACAACAAGCUGAAGGAUUCUGGACUGAAGCUCCUGGCUUCCUGGUUUAAGGCUCCAAACUGUGGCCUGCAGGUCCUCAGGCUGAACGGCUGUCAGUCCACUGAGGACGGACGCGCUGCCUGCUCUCCCAGCGGUCCGACCCGAGUCCACUGGUUCUGAGUCCUCCAACCAGCAGGAUGUCGGCUAACGAAGGAGAAAUGUUCUGUUUUUUCUAUGUCUGCUUCUGUCUCCUUGAACCCCAGUGGGCCUCAGCAGAUG
Molecule: messenger RNA, 2934 nt
Organism: Cyprinodon variegatus (sheepshead minnow)
Lineage: Eukaryota; Metazoa; Chordata; Actinopteri; Cyprinodontiformes; Cyprinodontidae
Product: protein NLRC3-like
Exons: 8
Molecular function (GO): protein binding
Source: RefSeq, a predicted model, not a curated record